Messenger RNA from Staurois parvus, 366 nucleotides. The record is from the annotation of a GenBank genome assembly. NCBI's taxonomy places the organism in Eukaryota, Metazoa, Chordata, Amphibia, Anura, Ranidae.
CCUGUUCCUCGGUCCAGCGCUGUAGUCUUCCCGCGCCGGCUUCUUCCCGCCCCGGCAUCUGUCCGCAGUGUCUGGUCAUCCCUGUGCUGUCUGCAGUCUCUGGUCAUCCCCUGUACUGUCCGCAGUCUCUGGUCAUCCCCUGUACUGUGUCCGCAGUCUCUGGUCCAUCCCCUGUACUGUGUCCGCAGUCUCUGGUCCAUCCCCUGUACUGUGUCCGCAGUCUCUGGUCCAUCCCCUGUACUGUGUCCGCAGUCUCUGGUCCAUCCCCUGUACUGUGUCCGCAGUCUCUGGUCCAUCCCCUGUACUGUGUCCGCAGUCUCUGGUCCAUCCCCUGUACUGUGUCCGCAGUCUCUGGUCCAUCCCCUG